GCGCAGUGACGGCGGGCUCCUCCCCCUUCCCGUCCUCCUCAAACAGGCGCCGGCGAGCGCGGGGAUUCGGACGCCGCCGGGAAACGCCGAGCAGCGCCCUGAGGGAGCGAGCCAGAGGCUGCCGGCCGCCCCGAGAUCGCCUUCCCGAUCAUGACGCACAAGCAGAUCUACUAUUCGGACAAAUACGACGACGAGGAGUUCGAAUACCGGCACGUCAUGCUGCCCAAGGACAUCGCCAAACUGGUCCCCAAGACCCACCUCAUGUCCGAGUCGGAGUGGCGGAACCUGGGGGUCCAGCAGAGCCAGGGCUGGGUCCAUUACAUGAUCCACGAACCAGAGCCACACAUUUUGCUCUUCCGGAGACCGCUGCCAAAGAAAAUAGAAAAAUGACACACGUCUGUCCUCUUCUAUGUUUUCGAUAGAAGCACCUUUUGGGAGAACAGCUGGUUCUUUUAUCUCCAUUUUAAAAUUCCAAGAAAUAUUUUAAGAUGCCGGUUCAGAAAACGCCACGCGACAUAACCAACACUGCAGCCGAGGAAAAAAACGGGUUUUCCCUGCAGUAUUUUACCUGGCCAAAGCAAUCUUCAAAAACUACAAUAGCUUGACUAUUUUUAAUACUUUUUUUUAUAAUGGCUGAAAACUUGGUUCGCCCAAGGGGGCCCAAAUUGUUGUGUGUUUUUUUAAAUCUCUGGUCUUGCAAAACUUCGUUCUGCUGUGUUGUUCUUAAAAUGCGCGUUCCCUUUUUAACCUUAUUUUUCAACUUCUGCUUUAAGGUUUUAAAAUGUUAUUCCGGAUACGCUUGUUCUUUGGCCUGUAUUAAUAAAGGGUCACCACGUUUAGGAUCAGUUCUGUCCUUGUCUAACCCAAAUCAGUCACAGCUUUCUGUGCUGUUUAAACAACUCAUGCUUGUAACUCCGACACUGGAAUAAGAUGGCGGAAAGGGGGAAUCCUGUCAAAGAUAACUGAAAAUUAUGAGAAAAUAAUAAAACUGUUGAUGUAACUACACUGAGUUCGAAUAACAAGUUGAGUCGCACUGGUACAAAGGUUUAAAGUCCAUUCUGGACUUUAAACUUUGACUAAGUUGAUAUCUAUCAAUCAAUAAAUAAACAUAGACAAUAUUUAGUCUUUUGCUUCAAUGGACAAAUCCAGCAACUUUGUGUAGUUACUUCCAUGUUGUAACCCCGAUUUAUAGUCAGUACAUAACCUAAUGUACUAUUCAAGAAACAUUCAAAAAAAAUUGCAAAGUUUCUGUUAGCUCGUGUUUACGCUGGCACCCAUUUUCCUAAAAUAUUAUUUUAACUGCAGUUUAAUUGCCUUGUGUGUUUAUUACCUUGCCUGGGGAUAGGGAUGGUUUUAAAAAGCUGGGUGUGAACGGCUAAAAACAUCCUGAUUAAUAGUUGAGUUUUCUUUGACCAACCAGAAGAGAUUUCCCGAGUUGAUCCAAAUAAAGAUUGUUUAUAUGAG
This is a messenger RNA of Crotalus tigris (Tiger rattlesnake), 1464 nucleotides long. RefSeq names its product CDC28 protein kinase regulatory subunit 1B (gene CKS1B). Gene Ontology annotation, biological process: regulation of mitotic cell cycle. Lineage: Eukaryota; Metazoa; Chordata; Lepidosauria; Squamata; Viperidae. The transcript is spliced from 3 exons. Bases 151 to 390 code for a protein of 79 amino acids. The record is from RefSeq and is a predicted model, not a curated record. Gene Ontology annotation, cellular component: SCF ubiquitin ligase complex; cyclin-dependent protein kinase holoenzyme complex. Gene Ontology annotation, molecular function: ubiquitin binding; histone binding; cyclin-dependent protein serine/threonine kinase activator activity.